Messenger RNA from Scophthalmus maximus (turbot), 1865 nucleotides. RefSeq names its product golgin A7 (gene golga7). The coding region runs from base 114 to 548 and encodes 144 amino acids. The record is from RefSeq and is a predicted model, not a curated record. Gene Ontology annotation, cellular component: palmitoyltransferase complex; Golgi stack. NCBI's taxonomy places the organism in Eukaryota, Metazoa, Chordata, Actinopteri, Pleuronectiformes, Scophthalmidae. Gene Ontology annotation, biological process: protein targeting to membrane; Golgi to plasma membrane protein transport; peptidyl-L-cysteine S-palmitoylation. The transcript has 6 exons.
CUGUUAUUCAUGUAAUUGCAAUUCACCCACGAAUAUAUCCUUUCUAAAUGAACUUUUAUUGUGAAAGUAAUAGACCGGAACUCGUGGGUUAGUAAUUGGAGGAAGAGUCCACCAUGGCGGAGACCCACAGCUUACAGGACCUCCAGCAGCCAGCUGUCUCCUCCAAGGUGUUCGUCCAGAGGGACUACGGCUCAGGGACCACCUGCAGGUUCCAGACCAAGUUCCCCUCUGAACUGGACUCAAGGCUUGAUAAGCAGCAGUUUGAGGAGACCAUCCAGACUUUAAACAACCUGUAUGCAGAGGCAGAGAAACUAGGGGGGAAGUCGUACUUGGAGGGCUGCCUGGCGUGUCUCACUGCAUACACAAUCUUCCUCUGUAUGGAAACACACUAUGAAAAGAUGUUGAAGAAGAUUGCCAGGUUCAUAAAGGACCAGAACGAGAAGAUAUAUGCCCCCAGGGGCUUGCUGCUCACUGACCCCAUUGAGCGAGGCCUCAGAGUUGUUGAAAUCACCAUCUUUGAAGACAGAAGUGUUGGCUCUGGAAGAUAAAGGAUCAUGCGACUAAUGACUGACCAGAUACUCUUCAUCUGUCUGGAAGCACAUACUCAGAUAUCUGCUUCGCCUGAAUGGAUGUAUAUACUCUUGACCUGCUUCUCAUUUGUUAUUUAUAAGUACUCUACUGCCUAUCCUUAAGUUUCUUAAUGUGUUUUUAUAUACAAGAUAAUGUACUGUCCAGUCUGUAUGAACGUUUUGUUAUUUUUGCUCCUCAGGCUCUGUGCUUCAGCACAUUCAGUUUGAAAUAAAAUAACCAGUACUGCAUUGACGUGCCAAGUCCCAGCUUUAAUUUGAGUAGGUAUGUUGAAUGUAAUGUUUUUGUCAAUAUAGAAAUAAAUUUGUGGGAGAUACAGCGACCAAAGGCCAAAUUGCAGGAGUUCCAAAGUAAUCUUAGACUUAGCUGCUAAAUGUUUCUUGGAAAGCUGUGUGUUGGUUCAACGUUAAUUCAUGCUGAAAAAGAGGGGAAACCGCAACAAGCAACGGAUUUCCCAUAAAAUGUUAAACAUGGUUUUGUUUGACCUCAUUUGUAUCUGUCCAAAUUUGCUUGAACCCCUAAACUUUAGAUACUAUGUAUUGAAAGCCGAGUAAUGGCACUUUAAUGUAGUUUCUAUUAUUUUAUUUUCAAAUAGAGUGUGCUGAGGCACAGAGCCUGACGAACUUUUUUUUUUUACUCUCCAAAUACUAUAAUGUAUAAAUGAUAUCCUACUUGUUCAUGAUGAGUCUCUAUGAAUCGUGCCAUUGUGUUAAAUGCCACUUUUUGACAAUGGUAAUCAUGAGGGAUUUGACCUGUGUAUUGUUUUGCAAAUUGUUUAAAGUCAAAUAUCAAGUUUUUGCUAAGAGUUGUCACAGAAAUAGGUAAAAGCUGAGAUUUCUGUAAAACUAAAUCCUGUUGUAUGCCACAGUAUUAAAACACUGGUUGUUGUCUUUGCUGGGGGCUCUUGUCUUGUGAAACACAGUGGAAGUUCUGGACUGGAGAUUUUGUGACAUCAUAGAUGGAGCAUGUUUACUGUUGAUAAGUCAGUCAUAAAACAAUAACGCAACCUAAUACAUUAUGAAAAGUGUCAGUCUGCUAUGUCAUCGCACUAAAUCUUCUAAAUCAUAUCAGCAGUCCUGUUACACAUUCCUCCUAAGAGUCACUAUAUUGUGAAUGUCAUCCCCUCUGUCAUUGUCACCAAACACCACAAGAACCUUAAACACUUUGAAUUUCCACAGAUGAUUGCUGUAGUUGGUGUUUGAUACGACCAGUCUACUUUUCUUACAAAUAUUCUUCUGUUUUGUCUAAAUAAACGUUCUUUUCCUGAAAUCUCUAAA